CGCUCGUGUAUACUGUCUCAUUUGUCCAGCCGCGCGCGGCCUAGUUUGCCAUUUUUCGUCUGCACUGCGGAGUGGUGAGCGCGUUGAGCAAGCAAGCGGCACCGGCGCAACUGCUUCACAAACGACUUCCUGCAAACGUUGCUGCAGAAACCACCACCGGGCUUAGACAUGUCCUUGACUCCCAUUGAGAAGCUUCGCCACCAGUGCCUCCAGCGUGGCGCGCAUGGCAUCAAGGGAUUUGCACGGCAGUUCCGCAUCAUGGACGACUCCGGGGACAAGAAGCUCGACAUGGAAGAGUUCAAGAAGGGCCUGCAGGACUUCAAGGUGUUCCUGAGCCCCAGCGAGGUGGACGCCCUGUUCAAGGACCUCGACAAGGACGGAAAUGGCACCAUCUCUUUCAAUGAGUUCCUCAUUGCACUCAGGCCUCCAAUGUCGGCAGCCCGUCUGGAGCGCAUCACGCAGGCAUUCCACAAGAUGGACAAGUCCGGAGACGGAGUCAUCACCGUCCAUGACCUCAAGGGUGUAUACAACGCUCGGCAGCACCCCAAGUACCAGAACGGGGAGCUCACUGAGGACCAGGUGUUUGAGCUCUUCCUGAAGAACUUUGACAGUCCCAAUGACCCCGACGGCAAGGUGACAAUCGAAGAAUUCGUCAACUACUAUGCGGGCGUGAGCGCCUCCGUUGACACAGAUGCCUACUUCGACCUCAUGAUGAGGAAUGCCUGGAAGAUCUGAGCAACUCAAGAAAAAGAAAACGAGUCCACCCUUGUUUGGCCACGUGACCCUUGCCACUAGUCACGUGAUGCACAGCCGUCACACAUGCUUUUUGUCCCGUCCCGGCUGAAACCGUCGUCGUCGUGCAGACAUCCUCUAACACGUAACUCAUCUUAACAAUUCUCCUUCAGCUUCACGUGUUGCGCUUUUUAUUGAACUGCUUUUUAUUAUUCAGGGCAUCUUAUCAUUUGCGUCCGAGUCUUAAUUAUUAAUUUUGUCAGACCUUUAUACGUCUUACCUGUAAUUUACUAUACAUUUGGAGGGCUGUUUGCUUGUGUUUUGCAUGACGUGGUAAAAGAAAUAAUAUCUUAACACAUGCAGUGGGCAAACCCACAUUUAAGUUGCUGUACUGACCAAAUGGGAUUACAUGCUUGCGUCACCACUACUGGAUGUUUAUGACAAUAUCAGUGAGAAAGCUGGUGCUUUUUGUUUUGUUUUCGUUCGUGCUGUGGCAGAUCUCCUGGUGCAUAGUAUCAUCUGAAACAUUUUUUUUUUUUUUAAUUUUGCUGAAGUUGCACAUAAAUGCCCAAAUCUAUCUGUUAAGGUAAGCUGAAGUAUUAGAGAGGCUGUGCUGUUAGGAUUAAUUUCCAAAUAAGCUUCUCUAGCCUUCAGCUAUCAACUCAUCUUCUGGUAAAUUAUAGGUUUUGUGAAGUAGUUAGUUUCUUUGUAAGUUGUUCCACCUAGUCACUUGUUGUUUACCUCCAGCAGAACCAAAAAAAAAAAAGAGUACAGUGUAACCAAAAACUUAUCAGGUGGAAAUUACAGUGAAAAAGAAGUUGUCGGUUGGAUGUCUAGGAAGAGGUCUGUCAGUCAUUUCAUUUUGACAUUUGAGGUGCGUUGGAGGAUUUGCAGGGUUGUUUCUAAAUGUUCCUAAACCAAGUUGGAAUCUUAGAAUCACAGAACUAAGGGCCCAAAGUGAUUAUUUUUUCAAGAAAAGACAUUCCAGUGUUUGUUACGUUGUUGAAUUGUUCAAGUUAAACAUGAUUUAAAUGUCGAAGUGGUUGCUUCAGAACAAGUGGACACUUAUCAUUUGUGUUGGUAAUUGAUUGACAUGUCAUUUGACAUGCCCUGAUGAACCACAUGCAAUGUGAUAUAUGUGGUGUACUCUGUGUUGAAAUUUCAGGCAUUGCAGAGAGCUAGGAUUUGGUAAUGGCAUUGUUUUAUUACUCUGUGCCCAUUAAUUUGCCAACUGGCACUCAAAGGACUAAUGUUGUCAUUGACAUCAGCCAAAACUUGUUAUCAAGGGAGUUACUCAAACCACGUUGUGUAUGUUCGUGCAAAAAGAAUCUUCACGUGUUGUUUGCUGUGACAUUUUUCAAUCUACACAAGUUGAAAUGCCAAUGUGUGUUACGUGGCAAAGUGCUUGCCCCUUUUGUGGACACAUUUAAACAUCUUCAGCGACAUUCCUAGUGUGAGGUCUGUGAAAAUUCUAUACACUGUUUCCAGAGUGCUCACAUAGUACCAAGCAUUGCUUGCCAACUUUUUGCUGCCAAUUUGCCCUUUACAGAAGACUACCUAUCACGUGUUAUACAGGAUAUAUAGAAUGUUCUAUUGUAGUAGUGUUGCAUUCGAAUGCAGAAGUUCUUUGUUAUCACGUCAUCGACAUUUGUACCAUCGUUUGUUGAACCAAUUGCAGCUCUUGAUGCGCACUAAUUGGCGACAGUCUUUCAAGCACUGUCCGUACCAGAGUUGCUAGUGCAAACUUGGUUUGUUCCGCAUCAAGAUACGCAAGUCUACUAGCUGCACUUUCAAUUCAGUGCCAUGUGCAAGGUGAUGCUUGAUUAGCUGUUCUUGUGACAGUUACCACUCAGGCAACUUCACCGCUGCUCAGUGAAUUAAUGAUCGCUGAAGCACUUCGUUGCACUGCUGUCAUUGUGAAACAGCGUGUUGCUCUCCCGCACAAAAGGACUCGCCUCAGGUGCAGUCAGGCACUAUUCGUACAACUAUCUGUGUAACAAUCCACUUCUGCAUUUGAAUCUGGCUUUAAGCCGUUUACGCUACGUAGCUCAGGUCACGCCGAGAUGGUGUGAAUAGCAAGUCGCAUUUAAGGAAACUUUUUAAGCUCACAGACCAGCUGCAACGUGGUUCCAACUGUUGUUCGAGCCACAUUUCUGACAUAGAUACUGCCUCGCCAAUUUUACUCAUGACUUUGCACAAGCUAGCUGUCGUGCCAAGCUGUUAAUGGUGACACGAAAGGGGGGAACAAGUAAAAAACGUUUUAGCAUUUCUAUACCUCCUUUUAAAUCUUUGAGAGCACUUUGAACUUCUCAUUCACACUGUGUGAAAGAGCACUGCGCUUUUGGUAUCUAGUCGCACAAUAUUCUGGCUGUUAUUGUUGCUGCGAGUUGCAGUUUUAAUGUGUGGACAAGAUGUAGGAGUGAAGACGGGAUGCAGUGGCACUAAAAAGCUUUCUCAUUCAGCUGCAAUUUGAAAAAUGCAGACACAUGUGUGCAAUUUGUCUUUUUGUUUUUCCCCCAGUGAAACUGGCUCUGAACCUACAUUUAAAAUUUGCUAGAACAUAUUGUAUAUUUACGUGAAAUGUCAAACAACUUGCCAAAGGAAUCAAUACUAUUCCAAAUUUUCUUUGAAUAAUAUGCUAUCUGCUGUUAGUGAGGUUUUGACAUUAAACAAGGUGAAAAUCCUCUAUACAGUAAAACCUCGUUAAUUCAACCUUCGUUAAUUCGGAAAAUUGGAUAAUUCGGACUCGUCCUCUGGUCCCGGCCAGCGUAUGCAUUGUUCAUUGCAAUCAAAUUCUCGUUAAUUCAGAAGUAUUUGGCUGCACAUCGGUUAAUUUGAAUAACUUUCGGAGCUCGGUGAGUGAGAAGCACCGCAAAUGUGCGACGCAAAAGAGCAAAAAACGGCACCAGCGUCCAACCGAAGCGAAGCGGCGGAGUCCUCAUCGCCAUAGUCGUAGCGGAAAUCGUACGUGAAUGACAGCAACGCCGGAACGCUUCAUGCCUAUUUGUGCCCUUAAAGCCUUUAUUCCUGCGUUACCUAUGUGCAUAACACCGUGUUGCACGCGGGCUUUCAUAAUUGCGUAGUCGCCAUCCCAUGAUCGCAUCGAUAGCGACCGCAGUUUCGUCCACAGUUCUUGCAGCGAACAGUAGUUUCGUUCCGACUCGGUGCGUGCGUCGGCCGUGUGCCUUCAGCACCUUGAAGUUGCCGUUCAUAAUCGCAUCGAUAGCGGCCACGGUUUUCUCCGCAGCGACAUCGCGAUGUUGGCGAUCAGCUCACUGGCGAAAACAUGAUCGGGAUGUGCGCGCGGUAGUGCAAAGCCGCGGCCGUGCUGCGAAGCAAGUCGCGAGGCCUAGAUCGCCGCAGCGAGAGCAAAUGAGUCACGAGAUGACGAGAAUUCCAGCUUCCACUCUGCUUUUGUGCAAAAUAGCAACAGGAUUUGCUCAUUCAUUCACUAAAUAAAAGUGUGUUGACGUAGUAAGCAUUUGCUUAUUAACGUGAUAGCGUUAAUGGCCCCGUGUCGCAGAAAAUCUGGUGUCGUCUGUGGCGGAGAAAAUCAUCCCAAACCAACCCGACUGCGCAGGCCCUCCGCGUGGCGCAAGGUGUUAGUAAACAAAAAUUGAAUUUCUCACAGUAAAAUCUGUCAGAAAAAUGGUAAAGUACGACCACAACCUACAGACAUGGUGGCGUCGGAUUGUAAUUUGAAUGUACGAGAAAACAUAAUUUUGUUAUGAGGAAACUCAAAUACAAACCCCUUUUCCAGCAUUUCUACUAUACCAACAGCGGCGCGCUCGAGUAGUUUACUUGCAAAAAUCCUAUCCAGAUGGCGCUCACAUCCUCGGCAGGUCAAAGUGGGACUUAGCCUGCCUAAUACGUUUCGGACGCGCACGCCCGUUGGGGCAAUAACAAACAAUUAAUAAAAUAAUUUUUUUUUAAAUGUUCUAGGGCCUUCACAUUUGAAUAUAAGACGACUUAUAUUGCCCCUGUAAAAACGUCUUCCCAGCAAUGCAUUUCUGUUUAAAGGUGAAGCCGACUUUAAGGAGAUCAGCGUAAGCUUGGUCUUUGUAAGCUGGCUUUCCCAUGUUCUGUGUUGCAGUGAAGCCUACUCAUAAAGAAAAAUGCAAUGUGAACGGGGCUCGAUAGUGCUAUUGCGUUCCGCUCUUAAAGGUGGAGCUUAAGCGGCCUCCGGUUUUUUGUUUUCUGGAUACCCUCGAUAACUCGACAUUCGGUUAAUUCAGACAUUUCUUAGUUUCGAAUUAACAAGGUUUUACUGUAAUUAGUGGGAAAUCUGCUUAAUUGACAACACUGUAUGUGGUUCGCAUUUUUGAUGGAAGCCAAUAGCAGUGCAGCAUUGAAAGACUCAUUUGUAGUCAAUAAGUGGCUCACAAUUGUCGCGUUUUGAACCGCCCUCUCAGUGCAUGCCUAAACAUUCGAUGUUUCCAAUAUACAGUGUGCAUUGCGUCAGCAUAUUUGGCAACUUGGACACUGCACAGUCUAAUUAAUGAACAGAUAUUAUGCGGCGAACUUAUGUGGCCUGCUUACUCCGGCCGUCUAGUUGUUUUAUAGUUGCAAGUGUAUACAUCAGGUCACCGAAUCCUGGCGCACAUCACUGUUUGAUUGAUGUUGGUGUCAAUGACUGCAUUCUUUUUAUCUUGCAAAACUCAAGCAAUCUGAUGCUGAAAUAAUUGACUUGAGCACACAAUCUUUUUUUAUUUUUUUUAGCAUGCAGUGUGCAAGCUGUUGGUUGAAUAUGGUGCUUUGAUUAACUUUGGAAGUAAGGACAUGAAGAUGCUGGUACGAGCGAUUUCGUGAAGGGUUUCUAAGCACAAGCUCUGGUUGGUGGCGGUGAUGUGUGUUGGGGUAUGUUCGUAACUUUGCACCAUUCCACUGUUGGGUGCAGUAUCCCUCGGUUACACUACUUUUGUUACGGUCUCAAGACAUUUUAUGUUUGUUAUUCUCAUAGGUGUUCCUCGUCCACGACGUUUUUGUUGUCAUUUCCGUAUACUGCUGUCUUCGACUCUAGCAUGCAUCUUGUUUUAGAAUCCUCGCUUAAAGCACGCAAAAGUGGUAAACGCACAUUUCACGUACAUUGCGUACCGCCUUGUUAAUUUAUUUUCGGCAUGCUUAGAGCGUGUGUUUUUCUCAAGUGUUUUGCCUUUAUGAUCGAAAUAAAGAAAGCUUCUGAAAUACU
Dermacentor silvarum is the source of this 5920-nucleotide messenger RNA. RefSeq names its product calcyphosin-like protein. The record is from RefSeq and is a predicted model, not a curated record. Gene Ontology annotation, molecular function: calcium ion binding. NCBI's taxonomy places the organism in Eukaryota, Metazoa, Arthropoda, Arachnida, Ixodida, Ixodidae. The transcript is spliced from 5 exons. The coding region runs from base 169 to 735 and encodes 188 amino acids.